Molecule: messenger RNA, 1145 nt
Organism: Carica papaya (papaya)
Lineage: Eukaryota; Viridiplantae; Streptophyta; Magnoliopsida; Brassicales; Caricaceae
Source: RefSeq, a predicted model, not a curated record
CAAUCCAAACUAUAACUAUCUUCUCUUUUGAACAGAUAUUUAUCAAUCUCGCCUAUACCCACUCCAUACAAAAUUGUAGAGCUUAUCCCUCAACUCAAUUAACUGCAAAUCUUUAUAUCUGUCUAAUCCUUUUUUAAAAGAACAAAAAAAUCACCUCAUCCAGAGGAGCAACCUGCUUCAUUUUUUUAUUAGUUCCUUAGUUAUAGGAGAAAUGCAUUAAUAUUGACUGAACAAAAAGAGGAAUAACCUGGGUAAAAGACGCUAUGGAUGAUACAGAACUCCUCAACGAAUGGCAGCAGAUCCAAUCAUUCCCAUCUCCUCCCACAGCCCAAUCCAAUGAUCAACGGAACAUACCUGUCAUCCCCCAUCAACAACCAAACUCACCCUCUUAUUCAUCUUCGCCUUCUUCGCAUUCCCUCUCAUCCCCCCCGCCGCCUGAUGAUUUCCGCAGUGAUGACAUAUCGCUCAGGGAAUCUCUGCGUCGAGCGGCUAACGAUUUUGGGAGACAUUUGAAGCUGCCUUUUAGGGUUCUUAGGUUUAGGAUUCUGCAGAUUGCUAAAACACUCCGUUGUUAUGUGGUUUUUCGUAGGGGUUUUUGGUCAUUUGCAUGCGUCGCGGGAGUACUCACAGCAUUAUUGCUGUCCUUGCUGUAUCUCAGAGUUCAGAGAUGGCGGACGAGAAUUCACCAGGACAAUAGCAAUCGUUUCGCGUUUGUGAUUAAACAAAAAGACGAGAAGAUAAGCCAGCUGAUGGUUCAAAUUGCUCAACUGAAUGAAUUACUAUCAGGACGGCGCAGAGUUCCAGUGAUUCGAGUUUCUUGAUUGUGGUUCUGCAAAUACAUCCUUCUUCACCCUGCUCAGAUGAUCUUCAUCACGUUGAUUUUCUCAAAAAUCAUCAACAGAAAAAGCAUCCUUCUUCACCCUCCCUCUCACGCCUCUCUCGAUGUUCAGGUUUAUACAGACAUUGAUAUAAUGCUUAUACAUCUUCUGUUAUACAAACAUUGGGAGCAAAGUCAAUAACCUUUUUUUUUCUCUGUUUUCUGUAGAAAAAUAGUCUGUUCUGUAAUUUUUCGAGUAUUUGCAGAGUUCUCGAGAGGUACUGUAACGGUUCCAGAAAUUUAAAUGAAAUAUAUGUAUUAAAAAUGU